Messenger RNA from Alternaria atra, 1086 nucleotides. RefSeq lists its product as uncharacterized. The record is from RefSeq and is a predicted model, not a curated record. Gene Ontology annotation, molecular function: 4-hydroxy-tetrahydrodipicolinate synthase activity. Lineage: Eukaryota; Fungi; Ascomycota; Dothideomycetes; Pleosporales; Pleosporaceae. The transcript has a single exon. The coding region runs from base 1 to 1086 and encodes 361 amino acids.
AUGUCACCACACCACGACGCACCUUCCCCUGCAAACAGCUACAGUCAAGAUACCGACUUCCAUCAUCCUGUUCAAUCCGUCUACACGAUGAGCCAAUAUAACAACUUCGACACCAGCUCUAUGGAGUCUACCGAUAUGGGCAUUCGCCGAUCCUUGGUUCCUGGCAUUUAUGUUCCCACCGUAGCGUUCUUCGAACCAACAACGGAUAGCGUAGACGUUGAGACUAUCGCCAGCCACGCUGUUCGUUUAGCCAAAGCUGGUGUUGCCGGCAUUACCACUCAAGGGUCCAAUGGCGAGGCUGUCCAUCUGUCUCACAAGGAACGCGACCUCAUCACAAACACCACUCGCAAAGCUCUCGAUGACGCAGGCUUUGGUUACAUGCCUGUAAUCGUCGGAUGUGGGGCUCAGUCCACCCGGGAAUGUAUCGAACUUUGUGAAGAGGCAGCCUCCGCUGGCGGAGACUAUGCUUUGGUGCUUCCACCAGCGUACUACCAGGGCUUGUUUUCGAAGGACACCGUAAAAGAAUUUUUCCAAGACGUAGCCACUGCUUCGCCCAUUCCAAUCCUCAUCUACAACUACCCUGGUGCGGUUUCUGGGCUCGAUCUCAAUUCGGAUGUCAUCAUUGAGUUAGCUCAACAUCCCAACAUUGUCGGCUGCAAGUUAACCUGUGGCAACACGGGCAAGCUCAACCGCAUUGCAGCAGCAACUAGAGCAGCCACUGUCUCUGAUCCUGGAUCUGGCUUCAUGUGCAUGGGUGGAUCUGUUGACUUCACACUGCAAACAUUGAUUGGAGGCGGCUCUGGCAUCAUUGGUGGCAUGGCCAACAUCGCACCCAAGACAUGUGUCAAGCUUGUGGAAUUAUUCGAGGCUGGAAAGUUUACAGAAGCCCGUAAACUUCAGGCGAUCGUAGCCCGAGGAGAUUGGGCUGCUAUUCAAGGUGGAAUCAUCGGCACCAAGGCCGGCCUCAUGGCCCAUUUUGGAUAUGGCGGAUAUGCCCGCAAGCCCCUACCCCGGCCUUCCAAGGAUGAAGUUUGCAGGUGGCGAGAUGCGUUUGACGAGCUUGUCAAGACCGAGAACUCUCUUUGA